AUGCCAUUUGUGGAAUACAAAGAAAAUCCCAUAGAAGAAUGUGAUAUUGAAGUAGAGGAUCAAAUGAUAAUUGAUUAUGAAGAAAAUUUGGAGUUAGAUCAGUCUAAAAGGUUAAUUAUUGAUAAUUGA
Entrophospora sp. SA101 is the source of this 129-nucleotide messenger RNA. Lineage: Eukaryota; Fungi; Glomeromycota; Glomeromycetes; Entrophosporales; Entrophosporaceae. The record is from the annotation of a GenBank genome assembly.